This is a messenger RNA of Ogataea philodendri, 2340 nucleotides long. RefSeq lists its product as uncharacterized. Gene Ontology annotation, biological process: cytoplasmic microtubule organization; microtubule nucleation; meiotic cell cycle. Gene Ontology annotation, molecular function: microtubule minus-end binding; gamma-tubulin binding. The transcript has a single exon. Lineage: Eukaryota; Fungi; Ascomycota; Pichiomycetes; Pichiales; Pichiaceae. The record is from RefSeq and is a predicted model, not a curated record. The coding region runs from base 1 to 2340 and encodes 779 amino acids. Gene Ontology annotation, cellular component: gamma-tubulin small complex; equatorial microtubule organizing center; centrosome.
AUGUCCUUUGAUACGCUAAGAUUGACGCCGACGCCGUUGUUGGUUGGUCCGUGUGUCAAGUCGCCGCCGACGUUUGCCGGGACCGGCACACUGUCCAAGCCCAGAAGGUUUCCGAUCGAGCAAAUGGACGGGUUUCGCGACCAGGAGGCUGCUGUUUUCCAGGACCUCUUGUUUGUUCUGGUAGGACUUGAAGGGUUCUACAUUCGGUACGCCGAGUCGUUCAAUAUUGAUUCCAGUGUGACACAGCGCUUAAUUGGCCCAGACUUUUCAAUAAACAAACAUUUGGCUCCCAGUUUGAAAGAUAUAUCAAAACGCAUCAGCCAGCUGGGGAAACGAUACGUCAGUUUGACCACGUUUUUGGAACAGUACGAUAAUCUCCAGUACGGCACAGUGGUUCAGGCCUUGUGUUUUGAAAUCAGACAAAACUUGAAGACGUACGAGUCCAUUCUGGUCCAGAUCGAACACGAGUUCCACACUAAUGCUAAUUAUUCGGUGACCCUAUUGGAACAAGAUCUGACUGCAAAACCAGUGGUCCAGCUUUCUCUGUUGUACGACAUAGUGUUGCAGAUCGUGCAGGAAAAUGAGAAUCGCAAAGAUUCCACCAACAUGGACAGAAUGCGAUUCGAGAGCAUGCUCAAGUCGCUGAAGGACGACCACUACACGGGGACUCUGGACGGAGUUACAUCCGAUCCACGCAACAGCAAGGUCGUGAAGGGAGGACUGGUGUUAAGUUUCAUUCAGUCGGCCAUCGAUCAGCACAAGGGAAACACCACAGCGUACCAGUUUCUUGUGAAUUUGUUCAACAAGGUGUCGCAGAACUAUGUUGUGAUGCUUAACUCAUGGCUCGAAAAAGGUUCAAUAGAAGAUCCCCACGAAGAAUUCCUAAUCCACCAAACCACCGAAGGGUCCAGAGUGAGCGAAGAUUACUGGGCCGACAAGUUCACCAUCCGCAGCGAGGGACUGUUGAAACAGUUCUACCCUCCAAAUGUUCAAAAGAAAGUGAUUCUCACAGGAAAGUACCUCAAUGUGCUGAAAGAAUGCGGGAUCGAUGUAGAUGAUCUUGCUGGAAUUGUGCAUAUUAAAACUCUGCAAGAUAAUGACAUGUACAUCCGGUUGGACGAGGCGUACAACCGUGCUAACAAACUGAUCAUCGAUCUGCUAUUCAAAGGGUUCCAUAUUCGCGAGUUUCUUGAAGGCUUGAACAAAUACUUCCUGCUCACAAACAAUCACAAUUUUAACGAGUUUAUGAGCUCCAGUCUGGCCGAGCUUCGCAAAUCAAGAGACCAUGCCUCACUCAACACAUUGACAAAACUCUAUCUUGGAAGCUACCAUGAAGACGACAGUAUUGACUCAGACCCACGGUCAAAGAGUAAACGACUUAUAUUCAAUUUGGCUAGUCACUCUUUGUCGAAAUACACCCUCCUAGACGAGCUUGUUAUGAUCUUGAGCGCAAAGACCACCAACUCAGAUAAAGUGUUUGCAUCCUCUGACUUGAGUUCGUUGAAAAACUUACUCAACUCCACUUUGGAAGCCAACGAAAACCAGGUCAAGGCCAACGUUCUUACCAAUACGAAGAUUGACCAGUAUUCCGUGUUCAACUUUAGUUUGGACGUUGAGGUGCCGUUCCCGUUGAACUUGAUAAUCACAAAGUCCCAGAUGAUCGAGUACCAGUUCAUGUUCCGCAACCUGACGUAUUUAAAAUUUGUCGAAAAGUCUUUGGAAUUGUCUUGGAGAGAGAUCACCCACCAGCGGUUCUGGUGCUGGCCGUUCGAAGAUCCAGGUCUGCGCCGGUGGAUCAAACAGGCCAGAAUAGUUCAUUCUAAUAUGAGGACGCUCGUGAAUUUGUGUCUGUUCUACCUAAACUUUGACGUCAUUGAUGCCAACUGGAAAAAAGUCGAGCAGCUUCUCGACAGUCUCAAGACCGAUCCGACUGUGGAGCUGGAGUCUGUUUUUGGGUCGAUCAAGUCUUUUCUCAGCACGAUUCUUGCUGACUCCAUGCUGACCAAGAUCAGACUCACUCAGAUCGUGAACCAGCUGUUUGCUAUCAUUGUGCUGUACCACAAUUUUCUGAUGGCUCUCCGAAAAACGCUGAUACUGAUGGACGAACAACUCUUCACCGAAAACCAGGCCAAGCUGUCGUUGGGAACCACCUUUAGUCCUGAGAAGAACGGCUCAAGAAUGAGAAGAUUGCACGAAGGGCUCAGAAAUUACAAGGAAAAGUACAACUCUAAGCUGAGCGAUCUAAUGGACGCACUCAAGUACUACGGAGAAAUUGACUCGCCGUCCCUUCUGCGUCUCUACGAAGAGCUGGCCUUGUCGUUCAACAUGGAAGUUUAUUAA